Molecule: messenger RNA, 2640 nt
Organism: Zerene cesonia (dogface butterfly)
Lineage: Eukaryota; Metazoa; Arthropoda; Insecta; Lepidoptera; Pieridae
Gene: meigo
Product: solute carrier family 35 member B1 homolog
Exons: 7
Coding region: 296-1255 (319 amino acids)
Biological process (GO): UDP-galactose transmembrane transport
Cellular component (GO): endoplasmic reticulum membrane; Golgi membrane
Molecular function (GO): UDP-glucose transmembrane transporter activity; UDP-galactose transmembrane transporter activity
Source: RefSeq, a predicted model, not a curated record
GUAUAAGUAUUUAUUGCAUACUCUGUGUAUGUGUGAGUAUUCAGUAAUUUACCUACGUAUCGUAUCGUGUACGUGUACAAAUAACAUUUGUUAUUUUUGAUACCUCAAAUCAGUUUACUAAAUUUUGAAUGAAAAUGUAAAAAAUGAUACGUGUCCAAAUAAUUACUAAAACGGAUAGAAUUGCAUCAUAGCUUUUAGGAACAAACCAUAUUCAUCAGAGCGUCCGACGUUUUUGCAUUGCAAGCAAAUACUAAUAGUACUUACAUAUUUAAUUUUUAAACAUUCGAAAAUAAAAAUGAAUAUAAGUAGGAGUGAAAUUAGAUUUAUAACAUACGCGAGUGGAAUAUUUGUUUGCUACUUCAUAUAUGGGAUGCUACAAGAGAAGAUAACUAGGGGGAAUUAUGGUAAUAAUGAUAAGUUUACAUGCACACUAUCCCUUGUGUUAGUACAAUGUGUUGUAAACUUCAUUUUUGCCCAGAUAUUAAUGUUAUCAUGGAAACAUGAAAAGGACACUACAAGAAAAAUUUAUUACUUUUCCUCAUCUGUUACUUUCUUAUUAGGCAUGGUCAGUUCUAACAUGGCUCUGCAGUGGAUUAAUUACCCCACACAGGUGGUCGGUAAAGCAGCAAAGCCAAUUCCAGUUCUGAUACUUGGUGUGCUUCUUGGGAAAAAAGUAUACCCCCUUAGAAAGUACUUUUUCGUUCUACUCAUUGUGCUGGGCGUGGUACUCUUUAUGUUUAAAGAUAAAGCUAAGAAGGUCACUGAAGAAUCGCAGAGUCUAGGUAUUGGGGAACUGUUGCUGUUUCUAUCGCUAACCAUGGAUGGACUGACAGGUGCUGUACAGGAGCGUAUUAAGACGGAAUCAUCUCCAACUGCUUAUGCUAUGAUGUGGAAUACAAAUUGGUGGUCCUCCAUUAUCCUGGCUAUUGGAGUGGUGAUAACAGGAGAAUGUUUCAAGUUUUUAGCCUUUGUGAAUCAAUACCCUGAAGUGUUGAUAUAUUUGACAGGGUUUGCUUUGAUGGGUGCGCUGGGACAACUGUUUAUAUUCUUUAUGGUUUCCGAGUUCGGACCAUUACCAUGCUCCGUGGUUACUACAACAAGGAAAUUUUUUACAGUCUUAGCAUCCGUCAUCAUUUUUGGCAACGUAUUAUUCUUCAGGCAGUGGAUUGGUGCAAUUCUGGUCUUUUCUGGUUUGUUUUUGGAUAUCUUCUACAGCAAGGGAAAAACCCAACCAAAAAGGGUAGCAAAUAAGUGACCUUAUUUGACUAAUUUGUUUUAACGACCAAAGAACAAUGGCAGAUUAAUGGUUAAUAACAAUUUUAAUGUCUAGUAUUUUGUUAAAUAUAAAAUGGGUUUAUUUAUUUUAUUAUGCUUUUAGUUAGAGAAGAAAGCGUUUAUAUUUAUGAAUAACCAAUGACUAUAUUCAAUAAAUUUAUUGGAAUUGAAUUUAAAUUCAAUAUAUAUAUUGGAAUAUCAUCAAGUAAGCACUAAUAGCGUGGCUGAUUCUCCGUGUGAUGUGUCUCCGUUAAAUAUCUGUUUAUGUAGGCCUCAACAUUUUUUUGACAAACAUAUUCAGAGACUAACGCUAAACGUAAGAAACAUCAUGAGAUAUUUCGAGAUAAGACGAUACGAUUUCUUCUCAACAAAUUUCCUGUUUGAAAGUCUGCCAUUGUUCUUAUUAGAAAAUUUUAUUGGAAAUUUUAUGUAUGGACUGUUUAUUUACAUUAUACUUGUUUUUUUUUUUUUAAAAAUCGGAUUUUAUAAUAAAAUAUUCUAGCGAAUGUAUAACGUAUAUGCUUACGGCGUUUUUAUUAUAUAGCCGUAAGACAAGUUUUAAUCAAACUUUUUCCUGUGAGACUUCUUUUAGCGAUAUAAAAUAUUGUAUAUCCUCCUUUUCGAAAUUAUUCAUUAUGGGUUAUUAGAGAUUUAAAAUUAAAAAAUACAUGUAAAUCUAUAUAAGUACUUGUAGUCUGAGCACAAAUGCUUUUUUGUAUUGUUCAAUGUUAUUUACUAUUUCUUAUACAACGGCAAUGUGAUACGAAACUCUUUAUUAGUUUAACAUUAAAAUAUUUUUUACUGUGUGAUUUUUGAGAAAACGAAUGAUAUUUUGUACGGUUUGACAAAAAAAAAAAUAUUAUGCAUUUAUUAUGAGAGCAACACAAGUUGUAUGUAUACUUUUAAGUAGGAUUUUGUUACCAUUAUAAAAAAUAUGUUACAUAAAUAUUUAUACACUAUUGUAGUGGAUUUAUCGCAAUCGUAGAUGGGUUUGUAUUAACUAAGAAAUAUAUGUAAUAGAUAAUAUUGAACUUAAAUAAAAUUUAAGGUGUGACCAUUAAGUUGUAGCCACUUGAAAAUAUCAUUUAAUUGAUUCUAAUUAAUAGACAAUGGAAUUUAAAUUAUUUAUUUUUUAACAGUAUAAAAUAUUAAGUAGAAUAACAAAAGGCCAACAUUAUAUGUGUAUAUGAAAAUUAAAAAUGUCGCGUAAUUUUAAUUAUAACUAGCUAUAAGUUUUAGAAAACAUAUUUUUGUACAUUUUAAAUCAAUUUACUUUAUGCUACGUGUAACUUCAUAUAAAAGCAAAUAACAGUUAAUACAUAAGACCUAUCUUUAAACAAGUUAAUAAUAAAUUGAUGUUGCAUA